CCCUCCCACCCUUCUUCGAACCUCGUACAACAUCUGCCCGCCCAUGACACCCCUCCAAAUGUUUCAACAUUCUCCCAGGGAUAGACUCGACGUGUAAUUAUGGUCGCCGACACUUUGUGGUGUCCAUGAGAGGCCCAAUCAUGACUGUCGCAACGCAACCCUGAGUGCCGUAACUCCAUACCCAACACCAUCCACCGUCAUGGCUCCCUCGAACCUGUUCGCACAUUUCAGACCCGGCCAUACGAAACGCAAUGCCUCGAGCACCAGUCUGCCUUCGCCAAGUGCGCCCAAUUCCAUAAUAGCUCCACUCCCAUCCGCAACACCGCGUGUCAUCGACAACAUUGCCUCUCCACGAACGCUAGACCAUGCAAAUCAUGCCUCCGUAUCGCCCAUUUCUCCUUACCCCCCGCAACUUCCACCGAUUCCCCGAGUAGCUUCGCAAUUAGACAAUGAGGGAAGACACUCGAGGAAAUACCUCAUUAGCGCUAGACCACCGGAGACAAUGCUGGACCCCGUCAAGAGCAUCCCAUAUAACGGAGGAGACGUCGACGACGUCGCGGUAAUAUCAGGCGAAAACACCGGACAGAGAAUGCAAAUCCCGCCAUCAGCCCCAUAUGCACAAUUCCCUACAGAGAGGCCGCGGACGACGUCGUCGUUGCUGUCCCCACCGAACCUCGCUUCCGACCAUCCAACCUCCCACACGUCUCCCUCACCAUUACCGUCACCGUCAAAUAUCGCCUCCAAUUAUACAAAGCACUCCAAGUCUCAGGCAUCUCUCCUCGGCGGUUUGAGCGAGAAGUUCUCUGGCGCAACUAAAUCCUCCAGCACCCCCAGUACACAGACUCUAAAGUCCGGUAAGUCAAGGCUGAACCUCCGUAAUCCCAUGUCUCUCUUGAUGCGCCGCCGAUCUGGACAACCUAUACAAAGCCUCUCAGACGAGUCGUUGGUGAGCCGCCUGUCCCCGUCGAACAUACCUCCGAUACCCGAUAACUACGAUCCCAGUAUUCGUGGUCGCAUAGUGCACGAUUUCAGUGCCCCUAGGCCAAACCGCAAUUUUUCGUAUAAUGUCACCCACGCCGGUGACGAGGAUCGGGGCGAAUCUGGGAGGUAUAGUCCCCAAAAGACUGAACGCGAGCAUACACCAAUCUUCAAAGAACAUUUCGAUGAUGAUACGAGCUAUGAGCAAUCUCAAGCAGCUAUACGUGCGGAGACACUAGCGAACAACGAGUUCUUAGCAAGAAACACUGUUCAAUCGCCUCCCUCGCGUCCGCCACCGGAAGCUCCAUCUAGAAGACCUCCUCCCGUUCCAAGUGAUUCACCUGCUCCUCAUCCAGAAUUGGAACGGGAAGCAUCCACGCAGGCUCCAUCGACCAUUCUGUCCCCAGUCCAGGAAGCUCCUAGCCCCACGGACGGUUCGGCAGAGUGUACGCCCAAGAAGCGGACUUCGAGAACAAAAUCUCAAGCCACCUCACGAUCGCGGGGAACCUCGCUCUCGGAGUCGUCCUUCGUACCCGCUGGUCUGCCCGCACACUUCACGAGCAGGGCAUCUCGAUUCAGCUUUCAGAUUGGGGGAGGAGAGUCGACCCAAGAGAAGAUGCUCGAGGAGAGGCAUAGGCGGAAAGCCGCUGAGAAAGCCGCCAAUCAAUUCCCGACUUCGCUUGAUGAAGAGUAUGAUGGGUACGACAUGGACGAUUAUGACAUGGACGGCGACAUGGAGGAGGAGAUCCCAAUGGUCGGAGACUACGGGAAGUGUGAAGCGAUGAUGCUGGGUUCAGAGGCAUCUGGCGCCAUGGAGGGAGGAACUCCAAUAACUGGCGACGCCGAAGCGCCUGAAGUCAUGCUCCUUAGUGCAGACGUAUCGGCGAGCACGGUAGUCGCCACUGACUUACAGGCUAGCAUUUCCGCGACUGCAUCCAAAGCCAAUGGUGCAUUACAUCGCUCGUACAAUGCCGAAGGCUUGUCUAUUACCAGGUCGGGACAAAUACAUCAAAAAGAUCUGCCAUCGCUUCCUGAUCGGGCUACAGAAGAUCUCAAUCAAUCUUCAAUUCCACGGAACAGUGGUCAAAUGCCAUUGUCUUUACCAGACGCGGCCGGGGAGAGCAGCAUUCUCGAGUCGGACCAUGAAGCGCUCGAGGACGAUCUUUAUUUCGACGAUGGGAUGAUACAAGAGCAAGGGCUUACUGCCGAAGCGGCGGAUUUUGACGAAAACGUCUUUGACGAUCCAUCCGGGCCUCUGUUUGCUCGCAAAAUUGAGCCAUCUACCCAGAAAGAUCGCCGCAGUACCCUUGCCUCGAAUCCUGCAAAUAGCGCCCCGGCCGAGGGGUUGGACCAAGAUGAAGAGCAAAGGCAUUCUCAUCCUGGAGUGCGUACCUGUGCCGACACAACGCCUCAAAAUGUUAGCAUUAGUGCCUACCAUAGCGCGUUGGCCGAAGCCGCACAACGUGCAGAGGCAGAGGGUCGCUUUGCACGCAAGCCCAGCGUGGAUGCAGUCGAGAGCCCUGAAACGCAGGACGGUUCGUCUAUGAGCGGUUCGCGACCUAGUCUUGGUCCGGACGAUAAUCGUGUUAGUCAUGAAACAGCUGGCUUUUCCUACGACGACGCUCUUCUUGGGGUGAAUUCCAGUUUCACCGAUAGCUACGACUAUAGCGAUUUCGAUGAUACGGGCCUGGAAGACGACCCAAUGAUUGCCGAAGCAAACGCAGAGGCGUUGGCCAAUGACUUUGAAGGAUUCUAUGGUCGUGAGUUUGGUUUCUACGCCAGUGGCCCACCAGACUCGUUCGGCGCAUACGGUGGCUACUUUGGGUCCUCAAAUCUCGGUAGAAGCAUGAGCGGACGCAAUGCCGUUCAAGAGCCAACGCUUACGCCUAUUACGGAGCGCACGGAGAGCGCUCGAAAUUCAGUCACCAGUCUCAAUCGUCUCUGGUUAGAUGGCCAGACACCGUCAAGUCCUGGCUUGCUCCAACUUGCACGCAUGAGUCCUUACGGCUGGUCAGACGCUGACCCUACUAUGACGUUUGAAGGGCUGAAAAGGCUGCGCAAAACCACAUUUGGGAGCACAACCAGCCUGUCGAGUUCGACUGGUAACAGUCCGCGCAAUCACAGCCCCAUGGGCGUGCAGUAUGUUCCUCGGAACGCAAGUGCGAUGUCCAAUUACCCUAUUCACCCAAACUACUCGUCAGACACCCUAGCAGACGCUAACGAAGAAUCGCAAGAGGAUACCCCACAAUACUGCUCACAGCCUUUUUCUCCGAUAAUACCGGAAGUCUACAAUCGCGACGACGGCAUCCGUGGAUCUAGGCCAGAGAGCCCAACGCUUACCGCAGACAGCUAUAACGCUGCCUUUGGCGGCUGGCUCCAGCCCGAGCCGAAGGCUCCAAUGCUGGAACCCUCUCCCGAAUUACCAUCGCUUGGAAUGUUUGAACAGUCCCUAGAGGCUCUACGUAUCGAUACUAGUCCUUCGUCGCCUGCUAUGGCAUCUUCGUCGGAUGCUGCGGCUCGUCGAUCUUUGGGUUUGGUGUCUCCCGUCUCAACAUCAAGUCCUGUCACUCCAGGAGGCAGCUGGAGACCGACCCACAGUCGCAAGACAAGCACAGCCGAUAGCGUCACGUAUGUACGUGAGCACGACGACGAUUCUGGUCAGGACAGGUGGGUCCUUGAGAAGAGACGUACCGUUGAGAACGGAGAGCUUGAACUCAUUGGAAGAGAAACCGUCCGUGGUACGAUUUGAACAAGGAUUGAGUUUUGUGGCUCCUGGCCUUGUUGAAGAGGCCUUUGGCGCCUCAUGGUAAUAAUGUCUAAGACGAUUACACUAGUCAACGCAUUGUACUUGAGUUGUAGAGCCCCAUCGCCUCUGGUCCCCUGUUGCCCUAUUUCUUCUCUGCAUGGAUUGCAUGGCAUGGCGUAUCGUAGCGUAGCGUUUCUGUAGAUUAUUGGUGUUUCUGGGCAGGGCGGCACUUAAUGUAAUACCUUUUGGGCUUGACAAAUGGUAAUCGACAAGACGAAGAUAUGAAAUAGGAACUAGGCUUGAGCCGGUCUUGGCUAGAAAAAGAUGAAGGGUACGCUACUGAGGAUAAGAAAACACAUCUCGCUCCGUCUUAUGAAGCUCAUGUAGUCUGAUUCCUCCGGCAUAAUCAAGUAUUGAAGCG
Messenger RNA from Westerdykella ornata, 4145 nucleotides. RefSeq lists its product as uncharacterized. Bases 200 to 3727 code for a protein of 1175 amino acids. The record is from RefSeq and is a predicted model, not a curated record. The transcript has a single exon. NCBI's taxonomy places the organism in Eukaryota, Fungi, Ascomycota, Dothideomycetes, Pleosporales, Sporormiaceae.